Molecule: messenger RNA, 2182 nt
Organism: Eublepharis macularius
Lineage: Eukaryota; Metazoa; Chordata; Lepidosauria; Squamata; Eublepharidae
Gene: UBXN4
Product: UBX domain protein 4
Exons: 13
Coding region: 228-1721 (497 amino acids)
Molecular function (GO): protein binding
Source: RefSeq, a predicted model, not a curated record
AAAAACGGAAGGAAUACGAGAGGGACGCGGAGGAGAGCAAAGGCCGAGUCAUCGCAAGCAAAGCGAGGGUGACGUUUGUGACGCGCGUGCGCGUCUAGAGAAACGGGCGGCUGGGCCGUGGAGGAGCAAGCGGUGGCGGAGCAAAUACGGGCGCGUGUGCAACGGCCAGGCUGUUUUCUGCCCCGCUCACACUCACGUACUCAGCCGCCGCCGCCGCCGCCGCCAUUAUGCUGUGGUUCCCUGGCACCAUCCCGGCCGCCAUUGCUGCCGCCAAGCAGCGCGGCGCGGUUUUCGUGGUGUUCGUGACAGGGGAAGAUGAACAGUCUACAGAGAUGGCUACCAGCUGGGAGGAUGAGAAAGUGACUGAGGCAGCAACAGAUGGCUUUGUGGCUAUUAAAAUUGAUACCCAAAGUGAAGCCUGCCUGCAAUUCUCACAGAUCUAUCCUGUAGUGUGUGUUCCAUCCAGUUUCUUUAUAGGAGACAAUGGAAUCCCUUUGGAAGUAAUUGCUGGCAGUGUUUCUGCAGAGGAACUUAUUACAAGAAUUAAUAAAGUCAAACAGAUGCACAUGUUAAAAAAUGAAUCAUUAGAAAGUCCUGCUUCAUGUUCAUCCUCUCUCUAUAACAUCACAGAUGAUUCUGGAUCUCAAACAUCUGAACCCAUAGAAGCACAUCCUGAAAGGCUACAUGUGUCUUCAGCUUCUGCAAUAAAUUUGGUCCAGACAAAUGAGUUUCUUGAGGAAAAUAACAGAAGAGCAGAACCACAGACUACAGAUGACCUGUCUGCCAAAGUAGAAAGAGUAACAAAAAAACUUGAGGAAAGACGAGAAGAGAAAAAGAAAGAAGAAGAACAGAAAGAAAUUAAGAAAGAAAUUGACAGACGAAAAACUGGAAAGGAGAUGUUGGAAUACAAAAGAAAACAGGAAGAAGAACGGACAAAACGAAUAUUAGAAGAAAAGAACAGGGAAAAAGCCGAAGACAGAGCUGCUAGGGAACGUAUCAGACAACAGAUUGCAUUGGAUCGUGCUGAAAGAGCCUCUCGUUAUGCAAAGGCACAGGAAGAAGCAGAAGCUGCAAAAGCUGCAGCUCUCCAAGCACGGCAAGCUGAAAUGGAAGCCAGGAAGGAAGCAUUACAGACAGAGAGAAAUACUAUAGCAAGAAUUCAGUUCCGCCUUCCAGAUGGGUCUUCCAUUACUAAUAACUUUCCUGUGGACGCUUGCUUGGAAGAGGCUCGACGGUUUGCUGCCCAGACGGUUGGCAAUACAUAUGGUAAUUUCUCAUUGGCUACAAUGUUCCCCAGGAGGGAAUUUACCAAAGAUGAUUAUGGAAAAAAAUUAUUGGACUUAGAACUUGCCCCAAGUGCUUCAGUAGUAUUGUUGCCGGCGGGAAAAUCAGCUACAGCAGCCGUGCAGUCUUCUGGUGGAGAUUUUUGGAAAUUCCUUGGCACAGUCCUUUAUCCGCUGAUAGCUGUCUGGCGAUUUAUUAGCAACUUUUUGUUUAGCAGCCCUCCUCCUUCCCAGACGUCAGAAAGACCUCAUCAGCAGGAACACUCAAAUCCUUCAUCUAAUACUACAGAGUCAAGCAGGCAAGUGGUCAGGAAACGAGUACUGGAAAAGCGGGGUGAAGAAUUCAAAAAAGAAGGCAAAAUCUAUAGACUGAGAACUCAAGAUGAUGGUGAAGAUGAUAACAAUACUUGGAAUGGAAAUUCAACUCAGCAAAUGUAGUUUUUCAAGUAAACUGCAUAGUAAUCAUUGAGGGUUUUUUUUCUUAUUUUGAUUUCAUUCUGUUAAACCUUCUGCUGCACAAGUGGGCUUGUCUGGUGUGCUGCCUGAGCUCUACCUUAUUCCUGUCAUGGCACAUGCAAGGUGUUGAUUCGCUGGAUACUGGAUUGUAACUACUGCCAAAGGCUCAAAGAAUGUAAAGAAUUCUGAUCUUCCAUUAGCUUUCAGAAUUUAGAAUUUCAUACUUACAUGCCCUAUUGUCAUCUCAAAUGCACUUUUUAUCUUUAUGGAUCUUGGAACAAACCAGAAUCCCAGACUUUAAAAAGUGAGAUUGACUAGCAGAAGCCAUAAUAUCUAGCAUAUUGGAUAACUUAUUAUUUUUUUCUUUUAGUGCUUCUGCAACUACAAGCAAAUUCUAAUAGGUUUUUAAUAUCUAAGCAUUCAAUAAAAGUUUUUCCAGUAAA